CUUGUACUAGCUAGUAGUCUUGUUGGUUUGAUAGUGGUGAAAAGGCUUCUUGAUGACCCUUCUCCCGUUCCAGCAGUGUUCACAAUAAUUGCGGAAGCCGGAGAAUUGAUUUGAUGCGGGAUCAUCGUGUAAAUCGUUUUUCGUAACUAUCUGUAAUGGUAUCUUUAAUACUUAUAUUUCCUGUUUCAAAACUGACAUGGCAAGGCCACUUUCCGCUUUGAGGCUUCCUUUCAUUCUGCAGCGUUGGUGAUCAGAGAGGAGACUGCAAUGAAAGAGCUAAUGAAAGAAUGAAAGCUUGGCAGGAAGCACGAAAGGCUCACAAUCCCACAAUCAAUUUUUUCAACUAACUUUGUUGAUCCAUUCAACCGACUGUUGCUCGAACAGGAAUUCACAAAGGAAGCCUUUUGCCACGAUGUUGUCCAUGCUCUCAGGUCCCGACCCAGCGGCUGCAUCCGUCGGAUGCAGCCUGUCUCCCAAGCCCAGCCUCUCACCCAAGGGUCCAUCGACUCCCAAGGCAAACCGCAUCAAGAAUAUAAUGACGCUCAAUUCGAUGGAAGAUCUGCAGCUUGCAAUGGAAGAAUCUUGCCUGGAGGCGGGAAACGAUCCCAAGAAACGCAGCAGCAGCGGUAGCCGCCGUAAGAAUGGCCUUUCUCGCAAUGGAAGCUCUCGAAAUCUUACUCGGGGUGGAAGCUCUCGAAAUGUGUCUCGUACAUGCAGUGCAAGCUCUCAAAAAGUGUCUCGUACAUGCAGUGCUGGUUCUCGGAAUGUGUCUCGUACAUGCAGUACAAGUUCUCGAACUCCUGGCAAAUACUCUGAGGGCAAGAAUGGCAAGGGACGCAGCAGUUUGUCCCGCAGUGGUAGUUCUCGAAGCUUGAAGAGUUCGUCUAGAGGUGGGAGUCAUUCCAGUCUCGCAGACCUCGCUUCCGGAGUGGGCAAAGGUGUUGUUCAUGGGUUGGAAAACGUGAGCAACGCAACUUGGGGUGGCCUGGAAACCAUGGGUGUGGUCGAUAAUGGACCCACCAUGCAAGAUCACUUGUCCGACAUUGAAGCUUUCUGCCGCGUUUUGAAGGACACCAAGCGUGAUGCUCGGGAUCAACUUCUCAGGGAUGCGAUGAUUCAAAAAGCCGCAAGUGGGAAAAGAUCCUCCAAAUCAUCCAACAAGAACCAAGGACCAAGCAAUCACUGAACAAGCAGAAGGCGCAGUACAUUUCCUCGGUGCGUUCGUCUUCAAGUGCACAUCUGGACAUCACCGUUUUAUUAGAGAAGUAGAAAUUUUCCUCCACAACACAGAGCACACUAUAAACUUUGCCAUCUGACUAAUCUUGCAUUCCCUAGCUAGAUAGAGGCAGGUAUCAAAGAGGUUUGGUUGCCCUUUUCUUCGAGAG
This is a messenger RNA of Seminavis robusta, 1385 nucleotides long. NCBI's taxonomy places the organism in Eukaryota, Bacillariophyta, Bacillariophyceae, Naviculales, Naviculaceae. The record is from the annotation of a GenBank genome assembly.